Messenger RNA from Hemiscyllium ocellatum (epaulette shark), 3256 nucleotides. RefSeq names its product SPG21 abhydrolase domain containing, maspardin (gene spg21). Lineage: Eukaryota; Metazoa; Chordata; Chondrichthyes; Orectolobiformes; Hemiscylliidae. Gene Ontology annotation, cellular component: trans-Golgi network transport vesicle; cytosol. The transcript is spliced from 10 exons. Gene Ontology annotation, molecular function: CD4 receptor binding. The record is from RefSeq and is a predicted model, not a curated record. The coding region runs from base 381 to 1202 and encodes 273 amino acids.
CUCUUAUGUUUAUUACCCGGAUGUACAGAGCGCUCGUCACGGGAUAGUGAUUUCCGGUUGGAGUCCUGUUUAAAGCUUUUUAUGUCAUGCCUCCUGGUCCUCAUUCUUUUAUGUGGAUAAAUGUGGGAUUACGCACUUCGGCAGCAAAAGGCAGAAUAUUAUCCAAAUGGCAAUGAAUUGAGAGCGAGGAGUGUGCAGUGAGACUUGUGUGUUCUUGGACACCAGUCAUUGAAGGUCAUUCAAGCUUUUGUGUCCUCAAGUGCACUGUUCACACUUUGCUGAGAGAGUACAGUUACCACUCUGGAUAAAUUGUUCAACUGUUGGGAGAAAAACUAACUGGGAUUGUAUGACUUUUUGCUGCAGUAGAUGUUCUGGUCACUAUGGGUGCGAUUAAAGUCUCCCCUGAUUAUAACUGGUUCCGGAGUACAGUCCCACUGAAAAAGAUAAUAGUGGAUGAUGAUGACAGUAAAGUCUGGUCCCUUUAUGAUGCAGGACCCAGAAACAUAAGAUGCCCAAUAAUAUUCCUCCCCCCAGUAAGUGGAACAGCAGAUGUUUUUUUUCAUCAAAUUUUGGCCUUAACUGGAUGGGGCUACAGAGUUAUCUCUCUACAGUAUCCUGUUUACUGGGAUCUCCUUGAAUUUUGUGAUGGAUUCAGGAAGCUUUUAGAUCAUCUACAGCUGGAUAAGGUUCAUAUUUUUGGCGCUUCCUUGGGAGGAUUUUUGGCACAGAAAUUUGCAGAAUAUGCACAUAAAUCACCCAGAGUUCAUUCUCUUAUCUUGUGUAACUCAUUCAGUGACACAUCUAUCUUCAACCAGUCUUGGACUGCUAGCAGCUUCUGGUUGAUGCCUGGAUUUAUGUUGAAGAAGAUUGUUCUUGGAAACUUUACAACUGGUCCUGUGGAUCCAAAAAUGGCAGAUGCAAUCGAUUUCAUGGUUGACCGGGUUUUUGAUCACAGUGCACUUUCUCAGGAAGCCAAAGAAGAAAUGUAUAAAUUAUAUCCAAAUGCAAGACGAGCACAUCUUAAAACUGGUGGCAACUUUCCCUAUUUGUGUCGGAGUGCUGAGGUUAACCUUUAUGUACAGAUCCACCUGCGACAGUUCCAUGGUACACGAUAUGCUGCAAUUGAUCCAGCAAUGGUGAGUGCUGAAGAGCUUGAGGUGCACAAAACCAGGGUUGAAAAUGGGAAUGAAGAAGAUCUUUGACUUUCUCCCUUGACAAUAAAAGUACAUUUCCACAAGAUGGCACUGAAGUGUUAACUCUCAAAUUUUGGCAAUAGAAUACCAUCUUUUAAAAUGUUGUGCGGCUGAGCAAAUGAGAUGUCUACCUGAUUACUUUUGUUCUUUCAUUCUAAUGAAUUUAAUUCCCAGAAAUUUUUUUUGUCUGAAACCUUUCCCAAUCUCUUGUCUAAUUAAAGAUUUAAAAUUCAAGCUAUAGCUAAAUAACCAAUUCCAUAAGCCUCCUUGCAUUGCCUCUUAGGUGAGUUCUGUUUUAUUAAAUGUAAUUUUAUUUUAAUUCACUUGUUGACUAGUUAAAUAUUUGAAGUGCAAUUUGCCUGUGGUUCGAUCACUUCAUGACACCUUGAUUUUAAAUUAGUUGUUAAAUGGUAAUGUGUCUGAUAUACUGCAUGUGUUUAGCCAUUUAUUUACCAUAAUUUGUUUUGAAAUUCAUGUAAGUAGUUGAUUUAAAAACUUUCCAGUCUGUGUGUGUUUGUUAAUUUGACUUGAAUUCAUCAGUGAAUCUGUUUGCAGUUACUGCAAAUAUAAAGCUAAAAAUUUGCUGUAUUUGACUUUUACUAAAUGGAUUAAAGUUUAGAGUGUAAAUGCUAUGUGCUAUGUAAACAUAUUGUUGAACAGGCUUACUUUAAAGUGGCGGUUUGUCUCAGAUAUUUGCCUUGGAAGAGAAUAACUCACUGAAGUCAGGAAGCAGCUAUCAAGAAUAUACAUUGAAGAAUAUGCUAUUAAUGUGUUUUAUUGCAUUCAAUGAAUGAAAUGCAUAAACCUCUAAUCUCGUCUGCAAAGAUUAGAGUUCAAAACAUCUUCUAAAGAUGUCUUUAGGGGCUGAGUCCCUCUUCCCUGAGGUUUUUACACCAGUUAAAUAUGGAAUGUUGUUCAAGAUGUUAACUAUAAAACAGCAUCAUUUGAUACCAACUGAAAGUUGAGGGGUUAAAGUUUGGGGAGGUGUGGUCCUAAUGGAGGGCUUGUUAGAGUUGAGAUGAGGGAGGGUUUGAGGCUGGGGAAGGGUUGAAGAGAGGUGGGAGAAUGACAGAAGGGUUGACGAAUUGAGCAUGAAGAAUAAAAGGAGAUUGUGGAGAAGUUGAGUGCAAGAGAGUAAAAUUGCAAAAGUGGAGUUUCGGGGAGGAGUAGGAAUGUGAGAGCAGGGAAAAUUUGAGGCAUGGAAAGGUUGCUUGGGGGGAGAGGCUAGAUAAGAAGAAAGGGUGAGGAGGUGGAGGGAGUCAUUUGGAAAGGGUGGCAGUGGUUGUGAUGUGGAGACAAACUUCCAAAGGUGGUACAGCCAGAAGGAAAUUAGAGUCAUAGAAAUGUACAGCACAGAAACAGACAAAUUCGCUCAUGCCAACCAGAUCUCCUAACCUAAUCUAGUUCCACUUGGCCCAUAUCCCUCUAAACCCUUCCAAUUCAUAUAUCCAUCCAGAUGCUGUAAUUAUACAAGCUUCCACCACUUCCUCUGGCAGCUCAUUCCAUGCACGUACCACCCUCGGUGUGAAAAAGCUGCCCCUUAGGUGCCUUUUAUAUCUUUCCCCUCUCGCCCUAAACCUUUGCCUUCUAUUUCUGGACUUACCCACCCCAGGGAAAAGGCUUUGUCUAUUUAUCCUAUUCAUGUCCCUAAUGAUUUAUAAACCUCUGUAAGGUCACCCCUCUGCCUCUGAUGCUCCAGGGAAAACAAACCCAGUCUAUUCAGCCUGUCCCUCUAGCUCAAACCCUCCAACCCUAGCAACCUCCUUGUGAACAUCCUUUUCUGAACUCUUUAAAGUUUCACAAUAACAUUCAGAAAGCAAAGAGACCAGAAUUGCACUCAAUAUUCCAAAAAUGGCCUAACCAAAGUCCUGUAAACACGCAACAUGACCUCCCAAUUCCUCUACUCAAUACACUGAACAAUAAAGGAAAGCAUACCAAAUGCCGCCUUCACUACCGAUCUACCUGUGAUUUUACUUUCAAGGAACUACGAACCUGCACUUCGAGGUCUAUUUGUUCUCAAACCACGUUGAAAAUUAAACUUUUCAGAAAUACUAAAUGAAUAA